AAAUACAUAUAUACAUAUAUACAUAUAUACAAAUAGCUCAGUGCAAUGAAAUUUGUACAGUUGAGUGUAGGUUUACUGCUGCUAUCGCUGGCAUGGGCGGAAGAGGCCGAAGAGCGUCAGGAGGAACUGCAUUUCGGUUUUCGGACAGAGAAUGGCUAUCAUCGGUCAGAGGAUAUUACCUACAAAGUCAAAGUGAAUCCGGAUCAGCAGCUAACGGAACAGCCAGAGAGCGAGUCUACUCCCAAAUCUGUUGAGUAUCGCGGUGGCUACAGCUUUAUAUCGGCCGAUGGCUAUGAGUAUCAGGUGUUAUAUAAAGCGAACAAAAAUGGAUUUCAGCCCUACGUAACAGCGCACAAGGUGAAAUCGGGGAAGGAUAAAGCCUAGAGAUCUAAUAUGUGCAUAUACAAAUGU
Drosophila navojoa is the source of this 411-nucleotide messenger RNA. RefSeq names its product Cuticular protein 65Ay (gene Cpr65Ay). Lineage: Eukaryota; Metazoa; Arthropoda; Insecta; Diptera; Drosophilidae. The record is from RefSeq and is a predicted model, not a curated record.